This is a messenger RNA of Symbiodinium necroappetens, 545 nucleotides long. Lineage: Eukaryota; Dinophyceae; Suessiales; Symbiodiniaceae. The record is from the annotation of a GenBank genome assembly.
GAGGGGAACGACGUGACGACAGCGAGCGUGUGGUUGAAGACUCCUCAGUGGGCGAACGUCUUGACCUGCUGGAGUCCAGGCUUGAGUCGACAGCUGCCCUUGCCUCCUCUACCGCUUUCCGCGUCGGAAACGAGAGCUCGCGUCGGUCACUUGUCUACUUCGUGCAAGGGGACCUUAAGUCACGCCUGGAAAGGAAGUGGGCUACAUGGCAACGGAACGCAGCCCUGCCAGUACAACAGCGCCCGAAAGAGAAGCCGACUCCCUGGAAGCUUCAAGUGUACGCCGAGUUCCUGGACUAUGUUGAGUCUGCGAUGGCUAGCGGCCCUUCUGCUCUGUCAGGCGAAGCGGCGUUGGGACCCUUACUUCAGUCCGCUGCGGCGAUCGAGGCGGCGAAUCAUGGACCUCCGCAGGAGGACAGAGCGUGGCCUAUUGUGCUGGUCUUCAGGAACAGCGAGACCGGACAGGCAACUCGCGACCAUUGGUACAUGGCGUCGGGGGUCCACAGGAAGGUCACGGACUUUCUUCCGGGCAAGGGUGGUGGAUAA